Aureobasidium namibiae CBS 147.97 is the source of this 1566-nucleotide messenger RNA. RefSeq names its product IF-2B-domain-containing protein. Lineage: Eukaryota; Fungi; Ascomycota; Dothideomycetes; Dothideales; Saccotheciaceae. The transcript is spliced from 2 exons. The coding region runs from base 1 to 1566 and encodes 521 amino acids. The record is from RefSeq and is a predicted model, not a curated record.
AUGUCGAAGGCUGUAGGAGAGGCUGAGAAAGCCACAACCCCACCCACGCAAAAUGGAAGCGCAGACAAAGCAGCCGGUGCACCUAACAAGGAAAAGACACAAAAGGCCGAAGCUGGCAAGAAGGAUGAAGGAGCAGCAGGUGGAGACGACAAGAAGAUCUCAGGCGCCGAAUUGAAGAAGCAAAAGCAGGCCGAGAAGGCGGCGCGACGUGAGAAGGAAAAGGCAGACCGCAUGGCCCAGCUCGGACAGACAGCAGCACCACCACAGACACCUGCCAAGGGCGCAAAGGGCGGUGAUGUGAAGAAGGGUGGAGAGACAGCACAGAAGGGUGGGCCUGCUCAAGGUCAGGCACAGCACAAGAAAGGUCAAUCCCAGGGUGGAAACCUACCCAUGCGCGGCAAACCUGGCCCCGGAGGAGUCGUUCCUAUGACUCAACAACACCAGCCGCAGCGAAAGACAAAAGAGGUCGGUUUGUUUGGCCAUCUCUACACAUCGGCUUCCAAGAAGAACACUAUGGAAGGUGUGAGCAAGGAAGUUCAUCCUGCUGUUUUGGCAUUGGGUCUGCAGAUGAGCUCGUUCACCGUCUGCGGAAGCAAUGCUAGAUGUGUUGCUAUGUUGCUCGCAUUCAAAAAGGCUAUCCAAGACUACCAAACACCACACAACACUUCCCUUGCACGCCAUCUCACAUCGCACUACCUCUCACCCCAGAUCGACUACCUCAAAUCACACCGUCCAAUCUCUGUUUCCAUGGGCAAUGCUAUCCGCUGGCUGAAAGAUCUGAUCAUCAAGAUUGACCCCGACAUGCCAGAAGCAAGUGCAAAAGAAGACAUCUGUACCGCCAUCGACACCUUCAUCCGCGAACGCAUCACCGUAGCAGACACUGCCAUUGCUGCAACUGCCUGUGCAAAGAUCCGCAACAACACUACUAUCGUCACAUACGCAAAGUCUUCCAUCGUUGAGAAGACACUAUUACAUGCCUGGGCGUCUGGUACCCGCUUCAAGGUCGUUGUUGUUGACUCACGUCCUCUGUUCGAAGGCAGGAACUUGGUGCGAAGACUUGCCAAUGCUGGCAUUCCUGUUUCCUACCUCAUGGCCGCUGCAGCUCCUCAUGCCCUCAAAGACGCAGAUCUCGUCUUGCUGGGGGCACACGCCAUGAUGGCCAACGGUCGUCUGUACUCACGUGUCGGUACAGCUGCAGUCGCUAUGCUGGCCCACUUCCGCGACAUUCCUGUCAUUGUACUUUGCGAGAGCAUCAAGUUCACCGAUCGUGUCGCGCUCGACAGUAUCGUGCUGAACGAAGUUGCACCCGCUGAGCAGCUCAUCCCUGUCUCAAAGUCUGUGCCAAUCCCUGCAGCAAUCGACGCCAAGAAGGACGACAAAGACGAAGAUUCACAAGCAAAGUUGGAGAACUGGCGCGAUAUGCCAAAUUUGCAACUGCUGAAUAUCCUUUACGAUGUCACGCCUGCCGAGUACGUCAACAUGGUCAUCACUGAAUAUGGAUCAUUGCCGCCCAGCUCUGUGCCUGUGGUGCAUCGUAUCAGUACGGAGAGAGAUGUCAGACUUUGA